Molecule: messenger RNA, 1932 nt
Organism: Eubalaena glacialis (North Atlantic right whale)
Lineage: Eukaryota; Metazoa; Chordata; Mammalia; Artiodactyla; Balaenidae
Gene: USP3
Product: ubiquitin specific peptidase 3
Exons: 15
Coding region: 172-1734 (520 amino acids)
Biological process (GO): protein deubiquitination
Cellular component (GO): cytoplasm
Molecular function (GO): cysteine-type deubiquitinase activity; zinc ion binding
Source: RefSeq, a predicted model, not a curated record
CGCCCGGAAGCUUUUGCUUUCUUUGACGCAAGGGCUCGGGACGCAGCCGCCGUCGGCCGAGCGCCCGGCGAGGAACGACCCCAGGCAGAGCCUUCGGAGUCCCUCCUCCGCCCCUCCCCCACGCCGCCUGGUCUCGGAGCCUCAGUCCUCCUCGCCGCCCUCCUCGUGGCCAUGGAGUGUCCGCACCUGAGCUCCAGCGUCUGCAUCGCCCCGGACUCAGCCAAGUUCCCCAACGGCUCCCCGUCGUCCUGGUGCUGCAGCGUGUGCCGGUCCAACAAAAGCCCCUGGGUCUGUUUGACUUGUUCAAGUGUCCACUGUGGAAGGUAUGUGAAUGGCCAUGCAAAAAAACAUUAUGAAGAUGCACAAAUACCCUUAACCAACCAUAAGAAAUCAGAAAAGCAAGAAAAAGCUCAGCACACAGUGUGUAUGGAUUGCAGUAGCUACAGUACAUACUGUUAUCGCUGUGAUGAUUUUGUGAUUAAUGACACCAAGCUGGGACUGGUACAGAAAGUCAGAGAACACUUACAGAACUUGGAAAACUCAGCUUUCACAGCUGACAGGCAUAGGAAAAGAAAACUUUUGGAAAACUCAUCACUGAACAGCAAGUUACUAAAAGUAAAUGGAAGCACCACUGCCAUUUGUGCCACAGGCCUUCGGAAUUUGGGGAACACGUGUUUCAUGAACGCCAUCCUUCAGUCACUCAGUAACAUUGAGCAGUUUUGCUGUUAUUUCAAAGAACUGCCUGCUGUGGAGUUAAGGAAUGGGAAGACAGCAGGAAGGCGAACGUACCACACCAGGAGCCAGGGGGACAACAACGUGUCUUUGGUGGAAGAGUUUAGAAAGACACUCUGUGCAUUAUGGCAAGGUAGCCAGACUGCAUUUAGCCCAGAGUCCUUAUUUUACGUUGUUUGGAAGAUUAUGCCGAAUUUUAGGGGCUAUCAGCAGCAGGACGCUCAUGAGUUCAUGCGCUACCUGUUAGACCACCUGCACUUGGAACUCCAGGGCGGUUUCAACGGUAUUUCCCGCUCAUCAAUUCUGCAAGAGAAUUCUACUCUGUCUGCAAGUAACAAAUGUUGCAUAAAUGGAGCAUCUACAGUUGUCACGGCUAUAUUCGGAGGCAUUCUCCAAAAUGAGGUUAACUGCCUCAUAUGUGGGACAGAAUCUAGAAAGUUUGAUCCAUUCCUAGACCUUUCAUUAGAUAUUCCAAGUCAGUUCAGAAAUAAGCGCUCUAAGAAUCAAGAAAAUGGACCAGUUUGUUCAUUACGAGAUUGUCUUCGCAGUUUUACCGACUUAGAAGAACUUGAUGAGACAGAGUUAUAUAUGUGCCACAAGUGCAAGAAGAAACAAAAGUCCACUAAAAAGUUUUGGAUUCAGAAACUACCCAAGGUGCUAUGCUUACAUUUGAAAAGAUUUCAUUGGACAGCAUAUUUAAGAAACAAAGUUGAUACAUAUGUAGAGUUUCCCCUGCGAGGCCUAGACAUGAAAUGCUACUUACUAGAGCCUGAGAACAGUGGCCCAGAGAACUGCCUCUACGACCUUGCUGCUGUGGUGGUGCACCAUGGUUCCGGGGUCGGUUCUGGACAUUACACAGCAUAUGCAACUCACGAAGGUCGCUGGUUCCAUUUCAAUGACAGUACUGUAACACUGACUGACGAAGACACCGUUGUGAAGGCCAAGGCCUACAUCCUGUUUUAUGUGGAACGCCAGGCCAAAGCUGGGUCGGAUAAACUUUAAUACCUCCUCCAAAUCAUUAUUCGUCAACUAUACCGGACAAACAUUUCCAAUUUUCCAUAAAUACUUGAUCCAAGAUUUAAUUUCAUUAUGCACUUUUCAGUUUCCUAUUUUGGGUUUAGUUUUAUUUUGUCAAUGGUAGUGACUUAUUGAACAUGGGCACCAACUAAUUUUUUUUUUUAGUUCUACCAGAAAACCUCA